AUGGCUGCCACUGCCGCCACCGCUGCCGCCACCACCUACAAAAUCCGAGUGGCCACAGGCAAUUAUCUUUGCGGGGGGACCAUGGAUUCCAUCUCCGUCACAUUGGUGGGAUCUCGAGGGGAGAGUCCCAAAUUCCAGCUGGAUAAAUGCGGCAAAGAUUUUUCAGCCGGAGAGGUGGACGAAUUUGUGGUUCAAAGUCCACAAGACUUGGGACCCAUCCUACUGCUCCGAGUGUACAAAGAGCGCUACAGCAUCUUUCCCCAGACCAAAUGGAACUGCAGCUUUGUCGAAGUGGUGACUCCCCAAGGGAAGACCUACCGCUUCCCUUGCUACCAAUGGCUCUUGGGAUACCAGACCCUUGAGCUAAGAGAAGGGGCAGCCAAAACCAUUUGCAUGGACGCUGAUAACCACAUGCUCUUACAACAUCGGAAAAAUGAGCUACAAGCAAAUCAGGACGUUUAUAGAUAUAAAGAAUACCAACCAGGCUGGCCUCAGUGCCUGGACGUUGACACUGCUGACCACUUGCAUCUGAACGAUCGAUAUUCUGCCACCAAAUACAGCGCUUUCCAGGUGCAAAUGGCAGCUGCUGAGGUUGAGUUGAAAAUGAAAGGUCUGCUGGACUGCAAGAAUUCUUGGGGGAAACUGGAAGACAUCCAGAGGGCCUUUUGGUUUUACCGAUCGCCUGUCUCAGAAUACGUCUCCAAGCACUGGGCUGAGGACACUUUCUUUGGCUACCAGUAUCUCAACGGCGUGAACCCCGUUGUCAUCCGGAAGAGCGUGGACAUUCCAACCAAAUUCCCUGUCACACAUGAGAUGGUGGCUGAAUUCUUGGAGAAGGACACAACCCUUGACAAAGAGCUGAAGAAUGGCACCAUCUUCCUUAUAGAUUGCCAGAUUCUGGAAGGCACCCCAGCCACUGAACUCAACGGAUCCCUCCAGCACAUCUCCGCCCCUCUCUGCCUUCUGCACCUUACUCGUCGGGGUGACAUGAUCCCCAUAGCCAUCCAGCUCACUCAGCAACCUGGACCUGGGAGCCCCAUUUUCUUACCCACUGACUCAGAGUGGGACUGGACACUGGCAAAGUUUUGGGUACGGAACAGCACCUUCCACAUCCAUGAGGUCCUCACCCAUCUGCUUUAUACACACUUGGUGGUGGAAGUCUUCAUGUUGGCCACGCUUCGGCAGCUGCCAAUGUGUCACCCUGUGUACAAGCUGUUAAUCCCACACUUCCGAAAUACGCUGCACAUCAACGUCCUCGGCAGGUCAUAUCUCUUCAACCCAGGUGGGCUCAUAGACCAGUCCACGGGCACCGGCUUCCACGGUCUGUCGCACUUGUUGGCCAAGGGCCUUUCCACGCUGACCUAUUCCACGCUCUGCCUCCCCGACGACCUCCGGAACAGAGGGGUUGAAUCGCUGCCAAACUACUAUUACAAGGAGGACGGCAUGAAGCUCUGGGAAGCGAUUGAGAGCUUCGUGUCUGGAAUCCUCGGUCUCUACUACGGGAGCGACCGUUCUGUGAAGGAAGACCCCGAGCUCCAGGCCUGGGUGGCCGAAAUUUUUGACAAAUGCUUCUUUAAGUGCGAAUCAUCUGACUUCCCUGAACAUCUUGAAACAACCGCUGAGCUAACCAAGUACCUAACCAUGGUGAUAUUCACCAGCUCCGUCCGCCAUGCCAGCGUCAACAAUGGGCAGUUUGAUUUUGGGGCGUGGAUGCCCAAUUACCCUUCCUCCAUGCGAAAGCCGCCACCGAAAUCCAAGGGCUCCGUGACUUUCAUGGACAUCCUGGAGACCUUGCCGGAUGUCCGUACCACCUGCAGCACUUUGCUGAUCUUUUGGCUACUGAGCAGGGAACCAGGAGACAGGAGGCCCCUGGGUUGCUACCCUGAUGAACAUUUCACCGAGGAGGGAGCAAAGACGCUCAUCGCAGCUUUCCAGAACCGCCUGGCCCAGAUCUCCAAGGAAAUUGAGGCGCGGAAUCGGCACCUGGUCCUACCGUACAAUUACCUCAACCCCCCUGAAGUAGAGAACAGCACCUCCAUCUGAGGGUGCCGUCUCCCAGCCUGCUCCGG
This is a messenger RNA of Elgaria multicarinata webbii, 2069 nucleotides long. Its product is annotated as hydroperoxide isomerase ALOXE3-like. The record is from RefSeq and is a predicted model, not a curated record. Gene Ontology annotation, biological process: linoleic acid metabolic process; lipoxygenase pathway; hepoxilin biosynthetic process. Bases 1 to 2043 code for a protein of 680 amino acids. The transcript is spliced from 14 exons. Gene Ontology annotation, molecular function: iron ion binding; protein binding; oxidoreductase activity, acting on single donors with incorporation of molecular oxygen, incorporation of two atoms of oxygen. NCBI's taxonomy places the organism in Eukaryota, Metazoa, Chordata, Lepidosauria, Squamata, Anguidae.